Molecule: messenger RNA, 1879 nt
Organism: Dunckerocampus dactyliophorus (ringed pipefish)
Lineage: Eukaryota; Metazoa; Chordata; Actinopteri; Syngnathiformes; Syngnathidae
Gene: barhl2
Product: BarH-like homeobox 2
Exons: 3
Coding region: 422-1501 (359 amino acids)
Biological process (GO): regulation of transcription by RNA polymerase II
Cellular component (GO): nucleus
Molecular function (GO): DNA-binding transcription factor activity, RNA polymerase II-specific; RNA polymerase II transcription regulatory region sequence-specific DNA binding
Source: RefSeq, a predicted model, not a curated record
UUUGAGAGAAGGCGGGAGGAGCAGGUGGCUGAAGAGGGGGGAGUGAUGAAGAGACAAGGAGUGUUGUGGUGUUUAUUAUAAAGGAGAAAAUAUUAAUUCCCCCCUCGCCGUGGGCCGUGACGUCACCACAGGAAGUGAUUGUAGCCCACUAGUGGGGCGAUUAGCAGCAAAAAGAAAGCAGGAGUCUGAUGUGGACGAGUCAGCCUCAUGCGCGCCUCGCCGUGCGCACCAACUUUUGGAGCGCAAAGUUGACGCCGAGCAAGAAGAAGGGAGGAUGCACUGAAUGUCAACUUGGACUCCAGGAUUUGGACUUCCUCCUUGGCUUUAUUUGCUUUUUUGUCCUCUUUUUGAGUUGGGGGGGCUGCCGAGGUGGAGGAGAGGAGUGGUGUUAUGAAGGCUCCAUCCUUGCUCUCCUGCUAACAUGGAGGCAUCCAGCGGCUCCAGCUUCGGGAUUGACACCAUCCUAUCCGGCGCGCCAAGCUCACUCAUGAACGGGGACUUUAGGCUGGCCGACGGCCGCACGGCGGACUUCCGGAGACAGGACACGCCGUCGCCGUGCUCGGAGAUAGACACGGUGGGCACGGCCCCCUCGACCCCGCUCUCGGUCACGAUGGAGCACCCACCCGCCGACGCGCAUGUGGCGCCGGACACCAGCCUUCAGCACCACCACCACCAUCACCACCACCACCACACGCUGCCGCUGUCGCCUCAGCAGCCGCUGCCGGUGCAGCUGGCCGCGGCCGGCUGCGCCCCGCGGAGCGCCACUUCCUCCUUUCUCAUCAAGGACAUCCUGGGCGACGGCAAACCGCUUGCCGCCUGCGCGCCUUACAGUACCAGCGUAUCGUCGCCCAAACCGGAGAGCGCCGCGGCUCCGGACGGCUUUAGGCCCAAGCUGGAGCAGGACGAGGGCCGGGGCAAGCUGGAGCGGAGGGACGACAUCCACGGCGACGUCAAGUGCAACGGGACCAAAGAGGAAGGCGACCGGGAGAUCUCCAGCAGCCGAGACAGCCCCCCAGUGCGCACCAAGAAGCCCCGCAAAGCGCGCACGGCCUUCACCGACCACCAGCUCAACCAGCUGGAGCGAAGCUUCGAGAGGCAGAAGUACCUGAGCGUCCAGGACCGCAUGGACCUGGCCGCCGCCCUCAACCUCACCGACACCCAAGUCAAGACGUGGUACCAGAACAGACGGACCAAGUGGAAGAGACAGACGGCGGUGGGUCUGGAGCUUCUGGCCGAGGCUGGGAACUACUCGGCCCUGCAGCGAAUGUUCCCGUCGCCCUACUUCUACCACCCGAGCCUGCUGGGCUCCGUGGACGGCAGCACGGCGGCAGCGGCGGCCGCGGCCAUGUACAGCAGCAUGUACCGGACUCCUUCCGCGCCGCACCCCGGCCUCCAGAGACCGCUGGUGCCGAGGGUGCUCAUUCACGGCCUUGGGCCCGGGGGCCAGCCGGCACUGAACCCCCUGUCGAACCCCAUGCCCGGCACGCCGCACCCGCGGUAGAAGCCGCUUGGACGGCCGACGUGAGUAACCGCUGCCGGGACACAAAAAAGACACAUUUAACUACGAGAGGAGGAAGAACAAAUAAAGACACUUUCCAGAAGUAAAAGGAGCUAUUUAACGAGACUUUUCUCUCCGCGUCCAGACGGAACACAAGUGGACUGCUAGUGUCUGAUUGUCCGUUUGUUUGUCUUUUGUACAAAUCCACUUAACAUUAGCGAAUAAACAUUUAAAGUUUAUUAUUAGAUGGAGACGAACGAAUAAAGAAGUAAUGAUACGAAUGCAAAGUCACUCAUUUCUUAUUUUUCUCUGUCAUAUAAGAAAGCUAAAUUAAAAAGUAUAUAAUUAGCCUCAUCUUUUUUUAAAAAUGCUUUUUAACCA